Chelmon rostratus (copperband butterflyfish) is the source of this 3438-nucleotide messenger RNA. RefSeq names its product circularly permutated Ras protein 1-like. The coding region runs from base 92 to 2425 and encodes 777 amino acids. Gene Ontology annotation, molecular function: SNARE binding; zinc ion binding. The transcript is spliced from 21 exons. The record is from RefSeq and is a predicted model, not a curated record. Lineage: Eukaryota; Metazoa; Chordata; Actinopteri; Chaetodontiformes; Chaetodontidae. Gene Ontology annotation, biological process: COPII-coated vesicle cargo loading. Gene Ontology annotation, cellular component: endoplasmic reticulum exit site; COPII vesicle coat.
UGAAUGACAAGACGUCACGCAGUAGCUGAAGCAUUUCUGACACCUGGGAGGGUUUUGUUGUACUGUACAGUCAACGUUCAGAGGACUCUGCAUGUGUAGGCUCAUGAUGGAAUUUGCUUGUGGGUUUGUUUAUGUGUCGCCAUCAGUGACUCAGAAGGACAGCCAGCGAUCCAAUGCCAAUGUCAUUAAGCGCUCAGCUCUCCUCCCACCUCUCAGCCGGGUCCGUCCUCGCGCUCCUCCACCUCCUCCUCCAACAAACCCCACGGAGGACAAAUCGCCGAAAUCCCUCCCGUCUCCCACCAAGAUCAUUGAACAGUUGGAAAAGGGCAGGGAGUUGAAGAAGGUUGUGAAGUCCACUCCCUUCUAUGAAAAUACAGAAUUUCACAAAAAAUCGGAGGUCACCUCUUCCAUCACUCCUCAGCAGACAACACCUCCUCGGAAAACAGCUCUUCUUCCACCACACAUGCGACCUGCAGCAAGCAGCCAGCCCCUCUCUUCCCUCAGCGCCAACACUCAGACAUUUACCUAUGACCUCCCGGAAGAUGAGCCAGAUUUAAACAUGCAACUCUGGCACCCAGACUACUCAUACACCACACCAGAAGGCACGGGGGUCCAGGUGAAGCUGCCAGCUGAUACUAGCAGCGUGUCGGCCCAGACGUCAGCCUCAGCCCCACCCCUUCCUCCGAGACCUUCAUUCAUGAAGUCAAUACCAGACUACCUGGUUCUGUUACCCUCGUCCCACUCGUCUCCCUCAUCAUCUCAGAAAUCACCUUCUGACCCGUCACUUGUCCCACCGCCGGCCAGUAAAGGAUCAGCAGAUCAGGGGCCUCUGCCAGGGAAUCCUAAUGUGGUCCUUGUCAGUUUAGGAAAAUUACUCUCGGAGGAAAGAGUGCAGACCAUACAAGGAGAACCCACCUCCUGCUCCCAGUGUGGCUCUGUGCUGGACUCCUCCUAUGACAACGUGGUUAACACGUGUUACUUCUGUCAGUCCUGGCAGUCCGCCAGCCCUCCCAGUAUACCGCAGUGUCCCCUUACUGGUUACCAGGAUGGCCUCUUUUUGCUCUGUCCUAAUGAAACCCCCCCGUGUGCUGCCAAGGCUCUGCUGCUCUUCUGCAUCGACAUCUCAGGCUCCAUGAGCAUCACCUCCCAGGUGUCAGAGGGGGAGCAUCUUGUCCACAGAUCCCGUCUGCAGUUUGUCAAGGAAGCCGUGCUGCAGUGUGUUCAGAGGCUAAGUGAACAACAACCUGACAUACGAGUGGGACUCAUCACCUUCAACUAUGAGGUCACAAUGCAUGGAUAUGACAACUUCGCGUCACGCGUCCUGAGCGGUGCAGAGCUGACUGAUAGCAACUAUCUGAAAGAGGCUGCAGCUGGUUUCCCCAGUCCACCUCCGCUCUCACAGACCAAGGACUACUUACAAAGACAAGUUCUGGGAUUAUCUGAGAGUGGGACCACAGCUCUCGGUCCGGCUGCUCUCCUGGCGAUUGCAAUGGCCUCCAGACAACCAGGGUCCAAAGUGAUUAUCUGUACAGAUGGGAAGGCCAACACAGAGCUGGGGAAUCUGGAGGAAGAGGAUAUUGGUGCUCGCACCCUCCUCUCAUCCACCAUCUUCUACCAGGAGCUUGGGGAAUAUGCUGCCAGUGAGGGUGUGACAGUGUCUGUGCUGUCCAUCGAGGGAACUGACUGCAGGCUGGACGAGCUGGGAAGACUCGCUGAUCGCACAGGGGGGAAAGUGGUGAUAGCAAGUCCUAAAAGUUUGCACCAAGAGUUUGAACAGAUCAUUGAGAACAGGACCAUAGCUACACAUUGUACUGUCACAUUACUGCUGCCCCAAUCACUGCAUAUGAGAGGAGAGAGACAGGCAGGACACAAAGGGACCAGAGAGGUGGGAAACGUGGACCGAGAUACAGAGAUCACCUUCCAGUUUGGAGCCAAUGAACAGGAUGCAGAAGUGGCAGCGGCAGCCUGUGGUAGCCGUGUGUCCAUCCAGCUGCAGAUCAGGUACAGACAGAGGAACGGACCGACGCUGCUCAGAGUGAUCACUUCAGACCGAGAUGUUUCUGAUGACAGCUCGGCAGCCCUGUCCUCCCUGUCUCUGGCCAUCAUUCAGCUCAACUCGUCGCAGGCCAGCGCCGCUCUGGCCGUGAGGGGCCGCUUCCUCGACGCCAGGAGAGAAGGCGAGCUGCAGAGGAAGCUGAUCGAGAGAGCAAUAGAGCAUAAUCGCAGCGUGGAGGACAAGCAGACAUACCAAGACUGGGUUAAAACCAUGGAGCCAAUAUACAACAACAUACAUAACUUCACAAGGAGAAUAUCUGUUGUUUCAGACUCACAGCAGUCUCUAACAGACGCUGGUGCAGCGCUGCUCUACGCCAUGAAGCACAGCAACAGGAAGUCAAUCUCACUGAAGAAUAAACAGAAACUCUAGCCAACUGCUCAGCCUCCACCUUUUACCUCAUUGGAAGCAACUCAAGUCAUGAAUGACAAGGAUAAAAGCUACCGUUUGACUUCGAUUAUCCGGCUGAAUAAAUAUCCUGCACAUAUUUCACAAUGGAAAUGAUGUAUGACGGCAUAUCAACAUAUAAGAAUGAUUUUACUUCAUUACAAACACACAGUAUAUGCACUAAAUCAGACAAUGCAUCUAUACAAGUACAGCAAAAACAUGUGUCGUCUGACUCAUGUAUUUUAAAUCAGAAUGUUGUGAAGAAGAUGAAGAACUGUCAAUAUUUAAACGUUGCAAAGGUAGCGAGCAGUGUGAAAUAAGACUGAACAAACAAUAAUCAGCCCUGAGAUGGAAGGCAAAGCAUAAAUAGACAUGUGUUUCUCUGGGGCGGCCCCAACAUAAACAUAGAACUCGGAGCAGAUGUCUGCUGAACAUCUGUCUCUGUGGAGAUCUAUGACCGUCCUGCCCCCGGGGGCUGUGGAGGCAGCCCGAGCUUCCUCCUUCCCCCGAGCCCCCGGCGCCACAUCAGUGGCCAGGAAGCGCAGGUGGGAGGCAAACAGCUCCGUGAGCUGGAUGACCGGCACGUAGAUGAAGUCCCAGGACGCCGUCGCAGGCUUGUGGGAGCGUCUACUGAAACAGGCUCCGGCGCAGAUGCUGUCCCCGGUGCCGCUGCGGGUGAAGUCAGCGCCCAGUUUGGUGAAGGGCAGCUCACACAGCAGGAGAGUCACCAGACGGCUACACAGGACUUGUAAGUGGUGGUGGCACCCAUCGCUGAGGAUGAGGCCUGUUACCAUGGCCGCCAUCGUCACUCCUAGCUGUUGUUGGGAAUCUUAACAGCAUGGAAGUUGAAUAAAAGUAAAAGACUACUGUUUAAAGUGUAAUUACAUACUUCUGAUGCAUCAUUUCACUUUCAAUUGAUCACAAGAACCUACUGAAGAUUUUGUCCCCAUGUCAAUAAUUUUCUGUCCAAUAAAGCUGCACCACCAGCUCCCAACUGA